AGCCAACCUCCAGGUAACGGCGUCAACAGUCACACCCGUCUUUAGGCUACAAAAUUCGUCUCAUACCGGUCGCAUACACUGAGACGUUAUCUUCGUCACUUCAGAGAUCAAAUCGAGCCCUUAUCGCAGUUGUCCGGCAGCAUGUCAUUCCAGCGCAGCUCCGCUCUCGAGAGCCAACCUACCAACUGGAGGCGUGAAGACGACCCUCAAUACGCCGAUGACCCAGAGUUCCGCGACUUCGCCAACAAGAUCUCUGACGACCUAUUCGCCCUCACCCGCAAUGUCGCCCGCCUAUCGACCGAGAUCUCAAAGCUGGGGACGAAGCAUGAGACGGCACGAGUACGGGAAAGAGUGAAGAGCACGACCGAAGAGACGGCAGAGAAGUUUAAGGAGAUUGGAGAGGGCGUAAAGAAAAUCAGUCAGUGGCCUGAUGUUGGGCCAUCGCAAAGAUUCACACAGUCGAAGCUUAGCCGCGAAUUCAAGGCCUCCCUCACCGAGUUCCAGCAACUUCAGAAGCAAGCUCUCGAGAAGGAAAGAGCGUCAGCAUCUGCUGCACGAGCAGCCCUCGAUGACCAGGCAUCGCCAAGCGCAGAGCGCACCGAGUUCGGCCAGCAGCAAGAGCAGGAGCAGCUACGAUUGGCGAACCAGGACGAGGUCGACUUCCAAGAGUCGCUGAUUAUCGAGCGCGAGUCUGAGAUUCGCAACAUCGAGCAGUCGGUCGGUGAACUCAAUGAGCUGUUCCGUGAUGUUGCGCACAUGGUGCAUGAGCAGGGUGCACAGCUCGACAUUAUUGAAGAGAACGUCGAAGUCACGCACGAUGCAUCGAGAGGCGCACAUGUGAACUUGAAGCAGGCGAGCAACUACCAGAAGAGUGCGAGGAGUAAGGCUUGCAUCCUCCUGCUCAUUCUGGCCAUCGUUUUGGUCAUCAUCAUCCUCGCUGUAGUACUGGACUAAUCUCCGUCUGCAUCUUGUUAUCACUGAUCAUGCUAGCGUUUUUGAACAUACGAGAAGAGCUCUUAUACCAUGGCAUGGGGCGCAUUACCUGAUUCUUUAUAUGUCACAGUCUUUUGCAUGUUACGCAGUGUUAUGGUAGUGUACAGUUAAUGCAAACGCCUGCGGUGUCCAUUCGUUCACUUAACUACGUUUAUUUCGCU
Messenger RNA from Macroventuria anomochaeta, 1154 nucleotides. Its product is annotated as t-SNARE. The record is from RefSeq and is a predicted model, not a curated record. Gene Ontology annotation, cellular component: SNARE complex; membrane; endomembrane system. Gene Ontology annotation, molecular function: SNARE binding; SNAP receptor activity. The transcript has 2 exons. Lineage: Eukaryota; Fungi; Ascomycota; Dothideomycetes; Pleosporales; Didymellaceae. The coding region runs from base 142 to 954 and encodes 270 amino acids. Gene Ontology annotation, biological process: Golgi to vacuole transport; vesicle fusion; intracellular protein transport.